This is a messenger RNA of Colletotrichum graminicola M1.001, 327 nucleotides long. RefSeq lists its product as uncharacterized. The transcript has 2 exons. The coding region runs from base 1 to 327 and encodes 108 amino acids. The record is from RefSeq and is a predicted model, not a curated record. NCBI's taxonomy places the organism in Eukaryota, Fungi, Ascomycota, Sordariomycetes, Glomerellales, Glomerellaceae.
AUGGCAUCUCCACGAUCCCUCGCCGUACGCCGCCUCGCCCUCGUGCGCCCCCUCCCCAGAGCCGCCGCAUCUCCCGCGGCGCGGCAGGUGAGGUGGGUCACGCAGAAGCCCGAAGACGGCGACAUCGGCGGCCCGGGCGGCCAGGAGGCCGUGCCGCCCAACAGCGGACUCUCGCAGAGCUGGCCGACGUUGGCAGCGAUCGGGGCCGUGGGACUGGGACUGGGGGGCUACCUCGUCCACCUGACGGGCAAGUCCAAGGGGCAGGGCAAGUACACGGAGAAGGGGGAUCUCGAUAAGCUGGCCGAGAGUGUCACGUCGAGGAAGUGA